Messenger RNA from Puccinia triticina, 609 nucleotides. RefSeq lists its product as uncharacterized. Lineage: Eukaryota; Fungi; Basidiomycota; Pucciniomycetes; Pucciniales; Pucciniaceae. The record is from RefSeq and is a predicted model, not a curated record. The coding region runs from base 1 to 609 and encodes 202 amino acids. The transcript is spliced from 6 exons.
AUGAAAUCGUUCUUCACCAUCGCAAGUGCUCUAAUCUUUUUCCACUCUUAUUCAUUCGUUGAUGCCGAGUCGUCGGGAUCUCUCAAGCCGGGAUCUUUGGGAAAGACCGGCCCAUCUAAGAUCUUUCCGUUCAAGAAGUACGAGGAAUUUCAGAUCUCGGAUGGAAUAGCCGGGCAUUCGUUGGAGAAAGCCCGCAAAGUAUUCGUCGAACCCUUCAAUGGUGUCGACUUGAGUGAAAUCACCCAGAACGAUUUGAACAACUUGAUCACAAUGGCGCGAGCUGCAACAGACAAUGAGCUGCAUUUCAACGAAGCCAUAAAAAAAGUUGGCGCGACCAAAAGGCAUCCCAAUGUACCUUUGUCUGCUGGCAAAACAGCCAAUAAAAUCCUCAAAUUAGUCGGUUCAAUACAAGUUAUUGAGAUACACAACAAGCUCAACCUCAAGCAAGGGAGUCCUGAAGGUAAACUGAAGGAACUUAAAGAUAAGCUUCAAAAAAACAUCAAGUUGGACCAUCACUACGCCGGGAAAAAAAUGGUCUCAUAUCUUUCUGUUGGUCAGACUAGUGGAGGAAACACGAAGAAUGAUCGAGGUGGUCAUAGUGGACACUGA